UUACAUUUCGUGUCUGGAUAAACAAAACCUGACAAUUGUUUAACCAUUUCAGUUGAUAAACAAACUGCAAGGUUCACAGUCGGAUGAUGAUGAUGCUUCGUUGCUGGUUAUGGCUGCUGCCGCUGAUGGUGAUUUCGGUAUCCUCUCAGCAGUCCCCCAAACCUCAUAUUAUCUAUAUUCUUGCAGAUGAUUUGGGUUUCAAUGAUGUGGGCUUUCAUGGCUCUGCUCAGAUACCGACACCCAAUAUUGAUGCCUUGGCCUAUUCGGGUUUAAUACUUAAUCGUUACUAUGUAGCACCAAUUUGUACACCCUCGAGAUCAUCGCUGAUGACAGGAAAAUAUGCCAUACACACGGGUAUGCAACAUACAGUUUUAUAUGGGGCAGAGCCAAGAGGUUUGCCAUUGGAGGAGAAACUCUUACCGCAAUAUCUCAACGAUUUGGGAUACACCUCACACAUUGCCGGUAAAUGGCAUCUUGGCCAUUGGAAGAUGCCCUACACACCGCUAAGACGUGGUUUUAAUAGUCACGUUGGCUACUGGACAGGACAUCACGACUACAACGAUCAUACAGCAGUUGAGCAUGGUUUCUGGGGUCUGGAUAUGCGAAAUGGCAGUAGAGUUGCCUACGAAUUGCAUGGACAGUAUACAACAGAUGUGAUAACGCAACAUUCGAUAGAUGUGAUAGCCAAUCAUCCGGUAUCGAAGGGACCAUUAUUUCUCUAUGUAGCCCAUGCGGCAGCACACUCUGGCAAUCCAUAUAAUCCGCUGCCAGUGGCCGAUGAUGAAGUAAUUAAAUUAGGGCGCAUUGAGCACUAUAAGAGACGGAGGUAUGCGGCCAUGGUUAGCAAAUUGGAUGAGUCUGUGGGCAUUAUUGUGGAUCAAUUGCGAAGGUCCAACAUGCUGGAGAACUCGAUUAUUGUAUUUGCCACAGACAAUGGUGGAGCCGCCGAGGGUUUCAACCUGAACUUUGCCUCGAAUUAUCCACUGAGGGGAGUGAAAAACACGCUAUGGGAGGGUGGUGUUCGUGGCGUUGGUCUCUUGUGGUCGCAGCGAUAUCUGAAGCGUCCACGAGUUGCUGAACAAACGAUGCAUAUCACAGAUUGGUUGCCAACUUUUGUUGAAGUUGCCGGUGGCAAGGAAGCCCUGGCCAAUUUUACUACUUCCCUCGAUGGUCAAAGCAUUUGGCAAGCCCUUGUCCAAGAUGAGGCUUCUCCGCGUAAAAGUGUUCUGCACAAUAUCGAUGACAUUUGGAAUAGUUCAGCCUUAACUGUGGGCGAUUGGAAACUAAUCAAAGGAACCAACUACAAAGGAGCCUGGGAUGGCUGGUACGGUCCAGCCGGUGAACGGGAUCCACAACUAUAUAACUGGCAACAGGUAGCCAAAAGUUUGGCUGGCAAGGCUAUGCUUCAGUUGAAAGUUUUACCAAGUCGUGCCGACCAGCAGAGACUGAGAUCAGCUGCCACGGUGAACUGUCCGAAUCAACAGAGUAAUACCCAAAAGGGCAGUGUCUGUAAUCCUUUGCAAACACCCUGUUUAUUCAAUCUACGUGAUGAUCCUUGUGAGCAAUACAACUUGGCCACACAAUAUCCUUUGGUGCUCAAUUCUCUGCUAUCAGAGUUGAAACAUUUUAAUUCCACUGCCAUUCCGCCUUCCAAUCUACCCGAUGAUCCUCGAGGUAAUCCCAAAUUUUGGAACUAUACAUGGACGAAUUUUGGUGACUAUCCCAAAAUAAAUAAUCAUAAUGUCUUGGGUGAUAUUAGCAUGUUAAUGGAACAAUCUGUAAAGACUGUUUAUAUUAAAUCUUCUUAAUUUUUAAUGUAGCUUAUAAAUAUAUGUACAUACAUGUUC
This is a messenger RNA of Drosophila willistoni, 1847 nucleotides long. Its product is annotated as arylsulfatase B. The coding region runs from base 84 to 1808 and encodes 574 amino acids. The record is from RefSeq and is a predicted model, not a curated record. The transcript has 7 exons. Lineage: Eukaryota; Metazoa; Arthropoda; Insecta; Diptera; Drosophilidae.